AUGCCGACCAGAAAAGUCGUCUUUCCCUCGUCCAUCACCAGCACCAAAAGGACCAUCGAGAAGAAGAAGCAGCAGCAGCAGAAAAAGCAAAACAUGGCUAUACCCGCCCUCUUCGCCACGCAGCCGCCGCUCCUCGACCAGCUGCAGACAGACACCUCCCGCUCCCAGGCAGAAGUAGUCGGCAGAUGCGUUCCCUUUCUGCGCGGCGAGGAGACCGGCUUGCCCCUCAACGGCCAUGGUGUCCAGUCGCUGGCCAGAGAGCUGCAUGUAGAGUACCUGCUGGAUGCGCUGGGGGAGUACCCGGGGCGCUUUGUCGGGCUGGACGCGAGCAGGCCGUGGAUGGUCUACUGGGCGCUGACGGGGCUGGCCUUGCUGGGAGAGGACGUCAGUGGUUUUAGACGGAGGCUGGUUGCUACUGCGGCGCCGAUGCAGAGUGGCUCAGGGGGGUUUGGCGGCGGACAUGGACAGACGGCGCAUUGUGCCUCCUCGUAUGCCAUUACCCUCAGCCUGGCCAUGGUGGGUGGACAGGAGGCGUUUACCUUGAUCGAUAGACUUGCAUGUUGGAGAUGGCUGGGUCAGCUCAAGCAGGCGGACGGCGGGUUUCAAGUCAGCGUUGGAGGCGAGCAGGAUGUCCGAGGAGCGUACUGCGCUAUGGUAAUGAUUGCCCUGCUGGAUCUCCCACUGGAGUUGCCACUCGAUGCUCCGGCGCGCAAGGCGGGACUCUCCCUCUUCACCAGCGGCCUGCCAGAGUACCUCGCUAGAUGCCAAACGUAUGAAGGAGGGUUCUCAGGGAGUCCCGGAACAGAGGCCCAUGGUGCAUACACCUACUGCGCCGUCGCAUGUCUCUGCAUCAUGGGCCACCCUCGGACUAUGCUCAGACACGUCGAUUCGCAUCAUACAUGUUACACCCUCGCUGGCCUCAGUAGUGUCCAGCACAAACAUGUCAACACCACCAAUGCAAGCAGUGGCUCACUCGAAGCAGCGUUCGGAUGGAUGUCUUCUCCCCUCUCGAUCAACAACGAUGCUGCUGCUGCUGACACGGUGUAUGAAGCUAGAGACCGGCUGGCGGCACUGCACCCUCUUUUCGUCAUUCCGCAUGCUGCCGUCGACGCCAUUCAUUCAUGGUGCAGAGCCAAUCCCAUCUCCAUCUAAAUCUCUUUCCCCUAUUCUUCCUUAUGACUGCCUACACUAGUAGAUGCAGUGCAUGCAACUUCUUUGUCUGGAGAGCCGUCCUAGCUAAGCAUGCCAGACGGAUUCAGCUCUCCGCUUGUUUGGUGCAUGCCUCUUCCUGCAUUAAAUAUUCUCGAUGGUUAUGCAUGUCUGGAUGUAAUCCAUGCUCGAUAUAUGUAUGUCUGUAUGUACGCGCCCUGCUCAGUCCACCCUUGCUUGAAUUCUUCAGUGGCAAUCCAUCUUCUUCUUCUUCUUCUU
Trichophyton rubrum CBS 118892 is the source of this 1428-nucleotide messenger RNA. RefSeq lists its product as uncharacterized. The transcript is spliced from 6 exons. Bases 1 to 1152 code for a protein of 383 amino acids. Gene Ontology annotation, biological process: protein farnesylation. Lineage: Eukaryota; Fungi; Ascomycota; Eurotiomycetes; Onygenales; Arthrodermataceae. Gene Ontology annotation, cellular component: protein farnesyltransferase complex. The record is from RefSeq and is a predicted model, not a curated record. Gene Ontology annotation, molecular function: protein farnesyltransferase activity.